AUGACAGCCUGCCCAACACUAAUACCAGCAGACGAAGUCGACGAAGCAACAACAAAUAGAUCAACAACCCCUCUACUAUUGAAGCUGACAUCAGGAGAGCGAGCCUUCUGGACAAACACUCAAAAAUCCUUGAGCUAUGUAGAGAAGUCGACAAAUGCGACAGAAACACUGACGCAAUCAUUCAAUAGUUCCUCAAUAUAA
Acaulospora morrowiae is the source of this 201-nucleotide messenger RNA. NCBI's taxonomy places the organism in Eukaryota, Fungi, Glomeromycota, Glomeromycetes, Diversisporales, Acaulosporaceae. The record is from the annotation of a GenBank genome assembly.